GGGGCAGACCUUGAACCGCUGCUCGGCUUCAAGAUGGCGGCCCUGGCAACGGCUGUGGCAGCGGCGGCGUCCGGCCACCAACAGAGUGAUAGCUGCUUCAGCACUCCAGGUGCUCGUCAACACUUUCCGUUUCAGAACUGGAAGAUAAAAGCUGAACAAGUUAAGAAAGUUGAAUUCAUAAGAACAGCAGAGAAACUGAAAAAUCAACUUGCAACUAUAGAAAAAGACAAAAAUGGCCAUCUCUACAGUAAGAAGAGUGAUUUCAGGAUGGAAUACAGCACGCUGGAAGAACUGGAACGUAAAAUGACCAACGGCAGAAAAGCUGAAAGAGCUAAAAUUGAGCAACAACUAUCAAAAAUACAUCAUAACGUUAAGAGACUUCAGUGCCAGUUAAAAGAUGUAAAGCCUACUCCAGAAUUUGUUGAAAAGCUCCGAGAAAUGAUGGAAGAAGUUGAAAAUGCAAUAAAUGCUUUUAAGGAAGAGCAGAGACAAAUAUAUGAAGAACUUCUGAAGGAGGAGAAGAUUGCUACUAAUGAGCUCAGUGCAUUAGAGAAAAAAAUUGAGAUGUGGGCAUUUGGUAGCACAGCAGCAGAAAGGGUUUUCCGAAUUCCAUCAGGUAAGAUUUCAAUGGAUAAAACGCUACAAAAUCAUCUGCCUGAAGAAGUAGUAGAAUUUGAAAAAUUUCUUCAGCAGUCAGGAGGACGACAAGGAGGCUGGGAUGAUUAUGAUCAUCAACUCUUUUUGCAAAUAUGGACAAAACAUAAAGGAAAGGCAUCCUACAUAGAUGAAGUUCUUGAGUGUCUCUCUGGAAGGACAAAAGAAGAUAUUCUACAGCAUGAGGAAUGGUAUCGAGAAUUCCAGAUAUUACAGGAAAGAAAAAAAGAGUCUAUCCAAAAGUGGAAAAAGAAGAAGCAACAACAAAAAGAUGAAAUCUUGAAGCACAAGGAGAAGUCAGAGGAAAUUCUAAGGACAGCACAUCUUCAACAUGAUGAAGUUCAGAAACAGAAAGCAGAGGAGGAAAGAAAAAUGCGACGAGCAGCAAUUGAAGCAUGGAAACAACAUAAAACAAUUGAAUUUGCAAUGAAGCAAGCAUCUAAAUUGAAAGAAGAAAUAGAGAAGCAGAAGAAACAGGAAAAAGAGCGCCAGCGCCAGUUCCAGUUGAAGCUAGUAUUAGAAGAAUACACAUUACAGAAGAAGGAAAAGGAGGAGCUCCAGAGGCUUGAAAAGGAGAAGAGAGAGGAGGCAGAAAGGGAAGAGAAGAAGAGAAUUGCUGCAGAAGGAAUUUCUAAGUUUCAAGAGCGAGAUCUGAAUAAACUUGAGCUCAAGAUGCUAGAAAAGCAAGUUAAAGAAGAGGAAAAACUAGAAAAAGAAAAAAGAUUAGCAAAAUUAAGAGAGAAGGUUGAAGUUCAUGUAACCAGAGACCCAUCCAGAUUGUACAAACCUACAAAGGGUUGGGAGGAACGUACAAAAGAGAUUGGUCCCACUGGUGCAGAGCCACUUUUACACAUUCCACAUAGAGCUAUUCCAACCUGGAGACAAGGUUUAUAGCUGAAUAUUUGUGUAUAACGUAUACAGGAAGAUGGUUUACAUGUUAUCAUAAUGGCCAACCAUGUGUUCAAAAGUUUUCAUAAAGGAAGAAAGAAGAGUAAGAGUAUUGUUACAUGAGUUUUGAGUUUGACUGCUUAAUAUUUUGUCAUGUUAGCAAUGGUAUGUGAUACCAUACGUUAUGGUAUGUAUUUUCAGUUUGAUAGAAGUACCAAGUGUCAUGGCCUUCAUAAUUUCAUAAAUAGGAACAUUAAAUUAUCCAACUUGUAUUAAAAAGUGUUGGUAGAUGACUUUAUAGACUAUCAGUUAGUAUAGCAAACUUGCUUUUUUCACAUGUUGUGUACCACAGACCAGGAGCUGGCAAUGGUUCACAGUGAGGAGAGAUUAUCCAGGUCAGUCUAAGGCAUGCCAGCCCUUCUGACUCGGCUGCCACACUGAAGCCCUGGGUCCCCUCUUCUCCCACCACCCCCUGUUUUUGCCCCCUCCGUCACAAACUGAAAGGUCACAGAAGUUUUGGCUUUGCAGGCCAUAAGUUGCUGACUCCUGCCAUAGAUUUCAUAUAUACAAUAGUCACUUGAUAAAGCAGUGGAAGCAAUAAUACUUUUGACCAAGGAAGGGGCUUUUUCUCAGUUUCUUAAAGUUUUCUGUUUCAUAUUCUAAUUUUUCAAUUAAUUUGAACUGGUUUCAAUAUAUAUCUUAAACUGGUUUAUGUGUAAAUUCUGUCCCUAGCCACUGUAACUCUAAGAUAUGCAGUUACUGUGCUUAAUUAUAUUACACAUCUAGGUUAAGAGUAUAAGGGCUGCAAAGUCAAACAUUAGGAAAUACCAAAACUAAGGUUAUUCCUUUCCCUUGAGUAUUGUCAUACCUAGGAUCCGUGUAACAUUCAAUGCAUGGGAUGGAUCUGAAGAUGAAUUGGACAGGAGUUGCAUUGGUGGGGGUGAGGAGCAGUAAGUGAUUGUUUAACUAAAAACUGCAUUAUGAUGCAAACAAUUAAGCAGACCAAAUUUAGGAAUGCCAGAAUUCAGCUUGCCUAUGCGUAUCUUGACUCAAAUUAGGAAAUGCUUACCAACCUUAAACUUACAUUUCACUUCAUGUAUAAGAAAGAAUGCCUAGUGUUUUUAAGAAAUGGACUGAAUUUUUGACAUGCAUACAAGUUUGAGCCCCACUGGUGAACAAUAGAGUGUUCCUUCAAAUUUCUGGUACUUGAGCUAAUGUAGCAACUGUUAGUGGGGUGUCAUCCUUUAUCUGUAUCAAAAGAAGGUCUCACAGCUAUUUGCUGCCAGCCCAGUAAAGGUGAGACUGGAGUUCUUGUUUUCUAUACGAAGGUUUGGAAGGGAAUGCAGUCUGGACAGAGUUUUCUGUACACUUGCUUUUUUUGUAAUAUUUAUUAAUUUACAAAUAGUUUAGACAUACAAGAUUUAACAAAGCUCUGUCAAAUGAACUGUAAGGGAAGAGAUGGAGGUGAUGAUCAACAGUCUUUUAAUCUGUUGUUCUAAGCCAGGGAUGUCAAAUUUACCUGUCCCCACAGGCCAGCUGAAUGAUAUGAGAUUAUCCAUGGGCCAAAUGAAUGGUAUAAGGCUGGCACCAUGGGCCAGCCCACAGAUCACCCCUCUCCCACCCUGCUCCUUCUCUGGGACCUGGUAGAAAAAGGCCUGGUAUCCUGGGCACUUGGCGGCUGCUGCCACAGGAACAAGCCACAGCAUCAGGGCUCUUCCCACUGGGGCUUCAGCGCUGCAGCUGUUGCUUGGGUGCUUGGCUGCCAAUGGGAGCAAACUGUGAUGUCAGGCUUCAUCCUGCAAUGCUUCUGGGGCUCCAGCACUUGCCUGGGCAUUUGGCUAUAGCCAAAGGAAUGCCUGUUCUUCCCCCAAUCUCUGCCCCAUCAAAGCUGUGGGCCAGAUGACCCAGAUCUACAGGCUGUAUGUUUAACAACUUUGAUCUAAACUAACAGUUGAGGAUUUGCUGGCAUUGGAGAAAGUCUCAAAUGAAAUGCCUUGUUAAGAUAAUAUUCUUCAAGUUACAUUUGUUUUUGCAUUUUCUAUUGUGGUCAAAUAUGUAUUUAUCUGGUCCUUUUUGGAGGGGGAGAGGGGGGUCCUCUGGUCCUUUUUGGAGAGGGGGCAGAAAACUAUAGAUACAACUUCUACUUGUCCAGGGACAUCUUAGUUUACAGCAGCAGUUAGCAACCUAUGGCUCUCAGACCUUAUCUGAGCCAUUUGAAUCCAGCCUGUGGAUGUGGGGCUUUGGUUGUGUUUAGCGGUGGGGGAUGUUGGCUGCAGGAGCUCUUCCCCUGCAGAGGCAUGAUAGGGUCCUAAUUACCUGCCUGUCUACAAAAAGACAGGAAAAGGCUGGGAAAGUUUGCCUACCUCUGAUUUAAAGCAUUAACAUGAGAAUGUUUGAAUGGGGUGCAAAUUCAGGUAUAUCAAAGUGUUCAGUAUAUUAGGGCAGAAAAGGCCAACUCUUCUAUUCAAGUUAGUAAGCUAUAUUCUAGCUUUUCCAUGUUUAAAGUUUGCAUUGCAGCACUAGGAGAUUUUGAAAUUAGGUUCUGAAUUGGAUGUACUACAUCUCAUAAAUGCUGCGUUUUUAAAUAAAAGCCAUUCUACAUC
Molecule: messenger RNA, 4145 nt
Organism: Alligator mississippiensis (American alligator)
Lineage: Eukaryota; Metazoa; Chordata; Crocodylia; Alligatoridae
Gene: CCDC112
Product: coiled-coil domain containing 112
Exons: 10
Coding region: 34-1548 (504 amino acids)
Source: RefSeq, a predicted model, not a curated record